AUGAUCCCGGAGCCGCCGUUCGAGAGUAUCUCCAAGUUGCGGCUCCUCACUUUUAUCGCUCUAAUGGCUACUUCCCAGAUAAUUUCCCAGGCACUUCUGGCGCAGUCGCUCGUGCCGGCCCCCUAUACGGCGAAAACGUUUGGCAAGGAAGACAACCAGGGCCAGAUCUCGUGGAUGACAGCAGCAUAUUCGCUCUCAGUGGGCACGUUUAUCCUGAUCUCGGGCAGGGUCGGGGACCUGCUUGGCUAUAAGAAAGUGUAUCUUGCCAGCUACCUGAGCCUGGCUCUGUGGUCGCUCCUGGCGGGACUGAGCCGAUACAGCGGCUCAAUUGAGUUUUUCGACAUCUGCCGCGCGCUCCAGGGUCUCUCUGUUUCGGCUGCGGUGCCCAACGCGCUCGGUCUGAUGGGCCACUAUCUGCCUGCAGGAAAAGUACGCGAUUUGGCCUUUGGAUUUUUCGGGGGAGUCGCGCCCCUGGGCUUUGUUUUGGGCGCCCUCAUGAGUUCAGUACUCGCCCAGUUCGCCACGUGGCCGUGGGCAUUCUACGUCACCGCUAUGGUGAGUGUGGGCAGAACAGCGGUGUCAAUCUUGGUGAUCCCAAAAAAUAUCGUCACCGUGCACAAAAACCUCACCGCACACCAUUUUGACCUCUACGGGGCUGCCACAGGUAUAAGCGGUCUUGUGCUGAUCAAUUUUGCCCUCAACCAAGGCCCUGUCGUUGGUUGGCACGUGCCGUACGUCUACAUUCUUUUGAUUGUCGGGGUGGCAUUAAUGGCUGCCUUUGCCUGGAUCGAACGCGUUGCUCCACACCCCGUCGUGCCAAAACUCAAUGCUCCCGUGGUAUUCACUCUCGCGUGCAUCGCUUUCGGCUGGUCUAGCUUUGGCAUCUGGAUCUCUUACACGUUCCGAUUCGCUUACGAGAUCCUCAGGCUCAGCCCCCUGAUUGCGUCUGUUCAGUUUAUUCCGUCCUCCAUUGCUGGAAUGCUGGCCGGAAUGCUCACCGCAAACCUCAUCCACCGGGUGCCCGCCUCCAUAAUGCUGAUGGUCGCAAUGGCCUGCUUUUUGGGCGGGCUCGUAAUCAUGGGCCUCCGGCCGCGGGGCCAGAUCUACUGGGCCCAGAAAUUCCCUGCCAUCGUGGUGGCCUGCUUUGGCAUGGAUAUCAGCUUUCCGUCGGGGAUACUGAUUCUCUCCAACAAACUGCCAAGACGCCACCAGGGCCUCGCCGCGUCGCUCGUCACAACGGUUGUGAACUACUCGAUCUCAAUCGGUCUGGGCCUGGCUGGCACUGUUGAGUACUAUAAACUUAAAAACGGAGCAGACGCGUACACGGGGAUCCGCAGCGCGUUCUACAUGGGCAUGGCCUCUCCGCCAGCGGACUAG
This is a messenger RNA of Ogataea haglerorum, 1377 nucleotides long. RefSeq lists its product as uncharacterized. Gene Ontology annotation, biological process: transmembrane transport. The transcript has a single exon. The record is from RefSeq and is a predicted model, not a curated record. Gene Ontology annotation, molecular function: transmembrane transporter activity. Gene Ontology annotation, cellular component: membrane. Lineage: Eukaryota; Fungi; Ascomycota; Pichiomycetes; Pichiales; Pichiaceae. The coding region runs from base 1 to 1377 and encodes 458 amino acids.